AUGGCUGCCCGUAGUCCUGGAGACAGCGUUCAGCAGCGACAACCGCAACGCUCUGGUGGCCGCCUGACGGUAUGGUUUCCUGUUCCGGACCACUUCACCUGCCCGGAGGAUGACUGCUCUACUGCCUUUCGCACAGGAGUAUGGACGUCCCAGCGGCGCUCCUUGGAACGUCACCUGGAGCUGGCCCACAAGGCAAGGAUUACGAGCACGGUAUACCGGUGUCGCAUAUGCAACAGCACGUUGGGGCCUAGGCCACUCUACCACCAGUGCCUUCAAGAUCACGAUGCUCCUAAUGAGGCUUCACGACAGUUCCCGCACUUGUGUACAACGUGUGACCGCUCAUUCCCCUCAAGGAAAGGACUCUCGAAUCAUAUGCUCUGGCACCAAAAGGAAGAGGAGAAAGGCAGACGAGCAACAAGAACAUGCGACUCGGCUGGCAGUGCUCAACCCGCACAGGAGAGCAACGCCCCUCUCCGCCAUGACACACGCAGUACAACCAGCCCAGCGGCCGCCCGUCAGAGCAUGACUGUAUUUUCAACCACCGAUACGUCGUCCUCACGUAAUGAACUGAUAUCGUCGCAAGAAGCUCUUCCAACAUCGUCGUGCCUUGACCAGACGUCAUCGCGGGUGGAUGCAACGUGCUCCACGGGAGAUAGAUCAAGGACACCGGAAAGCGCCGGCGUGCUUUCCGCCCUGCCGUCAUCUGCCACGGGUGCGGAGUAUCGGGAGCCUGCUCUAUCCCGAGAGCAAGUGGGCCUACAUGACCAUAUGGGAGGGCGUGACCCGGAGAGAACGCCAGCGAGUGCGGAGCGGGCUCAAACCGCUUCGGCGAACGAGGACGGCGAUCCGGUUGAGCGCGCCGAGGCCAUAAACGGCGCACUUCAGGCGAGUCUAUUCAGUUCCCUGGCCCCUACGCUGACUGAGGAACCAAGGCCUGUGCUGACUCCACGUGACAACGCAGCAGCGUCCGAGAUACGCAACAGCCAAGAUGGACUGCUGGCUUCGCACAUCGUGACGACCCGAGUGAUCGACAACGAUGACGACGAGCUACCAGAAGAACCACCAACCACGCAAGUAGAGGGCCUUACAACAGAGACAAAUAAUCAUGGCGAAGGUACAGGCCCUUUACAGCUCCUGCGGGACCUCGCAGCUGAGGUCCGCCAAAUUAUGAACGGAGUACGAACAGAAGAAUCGUGGGGGAGGUUUGAACGCCUCCUUGAAGAUGCGACUGCGGCUGUGACAGAGUAUGUAAAACUACCACCUCUGCGGGAAGCAGAUGAGGGAGCCCGCAGGACCAUUAACCCGGAGGACCCAAGGGCAAUUCAAAGCUUAUACAGAAGGAACCGCCGGCAGGCGGUGCGUUUAAUCGUACAGGGAGCACCUACGCGCUGCUCCAUCGAAGCAGCCGAGGUGGAACGACACUUCUCAAGAGUAUGGAGCGCGAGUUCUACGCCAGACCUUGCGGCAUGCCAACGGCCUAGGGCUGAAGAGCAAGUAGACCUCAGCCCGUUCUCGCCGGAAGAGGUGCGUAGGAAAGCUACACGUUGCGAGAACACUGCGCCGGGCUCAGAUCGUCUUACAUACCGUCAUUGGCUCGCAGCCGACCCGCAGUGUACAUUUCUCGCUGCAGUAUUCAACCUGUGUAUGACGUGGAAGCGCGUACCUAUGGAGUGGCGUUCGACAAGGACUAUUCUCAUCUACAAAAAAGGUGAGCAAGAUCAAGUGGAGAACUGGCGGCCAAUAUCGCUAUGCAGGACAAUUAACAAAUUAUACACGAAGUGCUUGGCUGCCCGACUGCAACACUGGCUCCAGGAAUACAACGUCCUAUCAAAGGCUCAGAAGGGCUUCCUCCCACACGAUGGUGUUUUUGAACACCAGUAUCUGCUCCAACGCCUAAUGGACCAUGCUCGGAGCAAAGGGAAGGAGUUUUGUGCCGCCUUUCUCGAUCUUACCAACGCCUUUGGCUCCGUUCCACACGCAGUCAUUAUCGAAGGCGUCCGAGCCAGCGGUGCAGGGGAGGCUUUCACCGAGAUUGUCCAAGACCUGUAUGCGGAUAACACUACAUCCAUAGCUACGGGUGUAGAAGUGACCGGAGUGAUAGCUGUCCGAAGUGGAAUCAGACAGGGGUGCCCGCUGAGCGGCAUUCUUUUUAACUUGGCGAUAGAUCCUGUGAUUCGUGCUAUUCAGGAUAACGCCGAGGAACAUUCCUGCUUAGCAUAUGCGGAUGAUCUUACCCCGUUGGCAGCAUCGCCGGUGGACCUUCAGAGACGCAUCGACAAGGUCGUCGCAGAGGUGGAGCGCCUCGGAAUGUCCUUUAACGCAGGAAAGUGUGCGGCAAUGCACAUUUCGGGCCACAUACCAGUUGGGAUGCGUGCAACCAUCUUUAACGUCAAUGGAAACUCCAUUCCUCCGCUGAGGAACUUUGAAGAAAUUGUGUACCUCGGUAAGCCGGUGGGGUUUUCGCUGCUCAACGGCGAUUCAGAAGUGCACAACAUGAUAGACCUAGGGCAAAAGCUGCUAUGCUCGAUGCUGGCCCCGUGGCAGCGCUUGGAUGCCAUACGAACUUUUCUGUACCCAGCAUUAAAUUUUGCCAUGAGAACAGGCUGCAUCGCCAAGACGCAGUGGGAAAAACUCGACGCACAGCUACGACCACUCAUUAAGCGAACUCUAUACCUCCCUAAAAAUGCAUCAAAUGAAUAUAUUUAUGGCAGCGCAAGGAAAGGAGCGUGUGGGGUCCCAAUUGCUGCUGAGCUCAGCCAUAUCUGCCGUGUUGACAAUGCAUAUAAGGUAUUAACAUCGAGGGAUGAGGGACUGUCGCGACUUGCGAUGGAAGACCUAAUGGACAUCGUGGGGGAUCGCUUACGGCGCCCAGUGAAUACAGCCGAUGCCGAGGCAUACCUGAAUGGGGACACCGAAGGGGACUUCAGAGCGGUAUCCACCCAGCUACGGAGUGUCUGGACGGAGGCGAGAAAGGCGUCCAGACGGCUGAACAUCACCUGGACCUUGGUGGAGAGUGACCCAUGCAUAGGCCGGCAGACAACUACUAUUACGCCUCGAACGCGUACAAAACUGCUAGCUAGCAUACGGGCCCAGCUCAACUCCGAGAGGGAUUGCCGCCUGCAGUCCCUACCAAGCCAGGGAAAGGUGAUGGCCUGCAUUGCAGCAGACCGGGCGAGUAGCCGCUUCAUCAGGACUGGUGCUUACACCCGCUUUGCGGACUGGCGGUUUGUUCAUCGGGCGAGGUUGAAUUUACUCCCGGUGAAUGGAGCCAGGCAGUGGGCCCCAGCCAACGAUAAAAGAUGCCGGCGAUGCAACCAUCCUGCAGAGACGUUGCCUCAUGUCAUGAACCAUUGCAUGCUGCACAGCAGGGCCAUGACAAAGAGGCACAACAGAGUUGUAGACAGACUCAAGAAGGCUGCUCUGGCCAGGUUCACCAUAAUAAAGGAAAACCAGGACAUUGGAGGUCUUGGCCUGCGUCCUGACCUGAUCCUGGCCAGAGGAGAGGAAGCCAUCAUACUAGAUGUAACCUGCCCUUUCGAGAAUCAGCCCGAGGCCUUGGCAGUGGCACGAACAACAAAAAUCAGCAAGUACCAGCCGGCCGUACAACAUAUCCGGAGGCGAUACCAACGCGUACGCGUGGACGCUGUGGUGGUGGGUGCCCUUGGUACGUGGGAUAAAAACAAUGACAUCAUAAUGAGGAAACUAUGCUCUAGACGGUACCUAAGUCUGUUUAAGAAGUUAGUGGUGAGCGACGUGAUCGCCGUAUCCAGAGACAUCUACACUGCACAUAUAACUGGAGUAGAGCCGUGA
This is a messenger RNA of Ornithodoros turicata, 3810 nucleotides long. RefSeq lists its product as uncharacterized. The transcript has a single exon. NCBI's taxonomy places the organism in Eukaryota, Metazoa, Arthropoda, Arachnida, Ixodida, Argasidae. The coding region runs from base 1 to 3810 and encodes 1269 amino acids. The record is from RefSeq and is a predicted model, not a curated record.